Messenger RNA from Triticum aestivum (bread wheat), 734 nucleotides. Its product is annotated as heavy metal-associated isoprenylated plant protein 39. Gene Ontology annotation, molecular function: metal ion binding. The transcript is spliced from 3 exons. NCBI's taxonomy places the organism in Eukaryota, Viridiplantae, Streptophyta, Magnoliopsida, Poales, Poaceae. Bases 145 to 453 code for a protein of 102 amino acids. The record is from RefSeq and is a predicted model, not a curated record.
UUUCCUCCAUGGCCAUGGAGAACAUCGUCAUCACACACACACACACACACACACACACACACACACACACUCUUCACAAGUUCCCACUAUUUCCUGUCCCUCUUGAGUUGAGUCUCUCCCGGCCGGCCUUUCCCCUCCUGCCUGAUGGCCCAGAAGGUGGUGCUGAGGAUUCCCACCAUGACCGACGACAAGACCAAGCAGAAAGCCAUGGAGGCCGUCGCCGACAUCUACGGUAUCGACUCGAUAGCCGCAGACCUCAAGGACAACAAGAUGACCGUCAUCGGUGCUAUGGACACGGUGGCCAUCGCCAAGAGGCUCAAGAAGCUCGGCAAGAUCGACAUCGUCUCGGUCGGGCCGGCAAAGGAGGAGAAGAAGCCGGCGCCGGCUGCGGAGAAGAAGGGCGAGGUUAAGAAGGAUGACAAGAAAGAGGAGAAGAAAGACGACAAGAAGUGAAAGCAACCCAUUGCAGAAGGAGAAGCCCAACAUCACCACGCAAACGGCAACAGCAACAAAAAGUCUUUGACAUCUGAGGCUCUGAUGGAGUGCUAGACAGCUAAUUAUAAUCUCCACUGGGAAAUGAGAUCGCUUUGCGUACUGUACUGGUAUAGUGCACUACAGACAUCAAGUCAAAUCAAAUAUCAGAUCAGUGUGUGUGUACAUGUGACUCUGGGUUCGCCUGAUUGGUGAUGACAUGAAUCCUACUCUAUCAGCCAACUUCAGGCAAUUUUUGACUA